AUGUAUAGAAAGGCCGGGAUUGCAUCGAUUAAAAGCAAAUCGCUUGCUCAGUCGAAGUACAAAGAAAAAAGCGAUGAGUUAGCAGAAAAUCAGAUAACAACACUAUCACGACAGUUUGAACAAGUUCGUCAGUCGCUUGAAUUAUUUGCGAGCAAACACGGGAACAAGAUUAAAGAGGAUCCACAUUUACGUUCACAAUUUCAAGCAAUGUGUAGUAGUAUUGGUGUUGACCCCAUAGCCUACAGUCGUGGGUGUUGGUCAGAAGCAUUAGGUUUGGGAGAAUUUUACUACCAUUUAGGUGUGAAAAUUAUUGAGAUAUGCAUGGCUAACCAAAAACACACUGGAGGCAUUAUACCUCUGCAUGAAUUGGUAUCUCUAUUAAACAAAAUCAGAACACGAUACGAGUCGGAAGUUAGUGCUGAUGACGUAAAAAGGUCUAUCAGAAAACUGCGUUGUCUAGGAACGGGGUUCAGUCUUAUUAGUCUAUCUGGUGGUCGGUUAUUGGUCCAGUCGGUCCCAGGUGAAAUGAAUAUGGAUCAAACCAUGGUGUUGGGACUCGCAGAAAGCUCUGAUAGUCAUGUAACAGCAUCAGCUGUAAUAGACAAAUUUGAUUGGACUAAAGAUCGUACAGACGCUGCCUUUCGGCAUUUAAUGCAAGAAGGUAUUGCAUGGGUUGAUGAUUUAGAUCCUUGUGGUGAAAGAGUAUUUUGGUUUCCUAGCUUAAUGGGCUCAAUAAUUUCAUCAUAA
Schistosoma spindalis is the source of this 747-nucleotide messenger RNA. Lineage: Eukaryota; Metazoa; Platyhelminthes; Trematoda; Strigeidida; Schistosomatidae. The record is from the annotation of a GenBank genome assembly.